CGGACUAGUAGUACCGUACAUACGGUAGUACGGAGCCAUCAGAGUGUUAUGGUCCGCAACGAUUGCGCACCCAAAAAAUAGCCUAAAAUGCUGCGCGCAAAAAAAAAGGUCCGCGAUUGUCUUUCGAAAAACGUACGGUAAGUACGUACUUGGUACUCGUACCCUUGCCCGGUAAAACCCUAAUCUUCUUGCAUCAAUCCGUGAACAAACAUCAAAUACACGAUUGACGAUGAUUCCAGAAGAAAAAGUACUAAAAUAGCUGUUUCUGGCGUUGGUCAUAAAGUUGGCACGCUCGAUCCAACGCAAAGCUCUUUCUAAAUACAAUUUGAUGCAUCAUGUGUUGACAGCUGACCCGGUGCAUCUCCCAUUCCUUUGUUGUUGUCAACAGCGGUUUUUGAUGCACCGUUUCGUGGGCUUAACGGUACGUGCGGUACUAUCCGAGCAUUCAAACUGCCAUACGUACUGCACGAUACAGUACGAUUACCCACUAUCCUCUAUCACACGAUCAAUAAUAUUUCGAAAGAACACCUACCCAACAAGAGAGAAAGGAAAAGAAGCAACGAACGAAAGCAUUGGCUAAUCGAACACAAUUGGUUUCACUUUAGAAGUGCAUUAAUAAAAAGAAAAAAACAACGUCUUGUGACUGUCGCUACAUCUGUGUGAAAUAGACUUGCCCAAGCUGCGUUGAUCAACCGAUUAUUCCAUCACGUGGGGAAGGGCCAUCAACGGUCAUAUUUUGCGUUGCGUUGAGCCGUGAAGCUGUAUGCAAAAGAAAUGAUUGAGUCGGUGAACGAACACAACGAUAUCCCGGGAGAGAUGACGGCCUGUAGUCCGAUCAAUGUGAUGGGGACUACAGCUAAGAAUUCUGUGCCGACACACGAAACAGAAGCAACGCCGCCAGCAGCUACGAGUACUAAUGCUUCUACGCCCUCGCCCCCCUCGCCACAGCCAACACCCUCAGAAAAUCCCGCCAUCACCCCAACGGCUUUUAAUUCUUCCCCCCCAAAACUGAGACGAAAGGUUUCGGUAGAAGAAUCCAUCGACAAUGCCGUCUCGGUCCAGAGAUUAGUUGAAUACUUUCUCGUUGUCAGUUGCAAACCCCGGUGGGAGAUCUACAAUUCCACCGCUGGGCACCCUGUGCCCGCCAACGGCAAUCCUGGAGAUGUCCCCAAAAGCCCAAAGCGCCAGGGAGCACGGUUUUCUCCGAUCACCACAAGGCCCACUGCCAUCGCAGACCAGGGGAUACAAACGUCGACAUCGAGCUCAAAUACAAACACAACUAUAUCAGCGCGCGAAACCACAGGAACCGAACACGCUAUCCACCAUGCCCUCUCGACAGGAAAAGGCAUUCAUGGCGAAGAGGACGAUGAGUGUCGGGAAGAUCCAUCGCUGUCGAUCGCAGAAACCGCGCUGCCGCCACCGCAACCAACCGAGACGUGGAACCGCACCGAGGGGGCAGAAGAGAACAUUCGCCUCCCAGACGCUUCGGAGCUCGAUAACCUGCACGCGUUUUCGCCAAAGGUCACUGCAAGAUUCCCAUCGGAGGAUCAUUCCGACCACCCGCUGAAUCCAAUGAUUACGCAAUUUUGCUUUUCCGGGGGAGACGUCGUCCAUCCCUCGACGGAAUACAAGAUGCCCAGCGCACACCACUUUGUGAUGACCAACGACAAGGGACGAAAGGUAUAUGGGACGUGUCUUAUGAUAUAUGAAGAAUACAAGCCACCCAAAAAUGCACCCUGGCAGCAGCGAUGUGAAAACAUCUACCCGGCUUGGUGUGGUGGCACCGGCAUCGAAGUGAGCGUCACAACGGAGGAAAAUCGAUUGUAUAUACCGAAGUGCUUGUGCAUCUUGUCGAUAUGGCCCUACGUGACGGCUUUUCGAGAGUACCUCGCCCAGCUCUACCGUCUUGCCACUAGCACGGACUGUAUGAAGGCGCCGAUCGAACGAUACGUGAUGAAUCUGUGCUCGGAAAUCCCUGCUCCGCCCCCGGGGGCCUUUGAGGUGAAGAUGAGCAUUUUGGAUUCUGUCAUUCGGUUCUGGUCGCCCCCCGCGAAGCUCCCCAUUGCAUACGUAUCUCUUCCGUAUCAGACGCUGUUUGAUUGCCUAGACAUCGACAACAUUUUGCACCUCUGGUACUGCCUGACGAUGGAACGAAAGGUCCUCCUCUUGUCGAGUCAGCAAUCGAUCUUGACGGUUUGCUCAGAAAUUCUUUGCUCCCUACUGUAUCCGAUGAAGUGGAGCCACCUAUACGUUCCCCUGCUCCCGAAGUUCCUGUGUCCCAUUCUGGACGCACCCGUUCCAUACCUGUGCGGAGUAACAAGAGACGAUUGGUUCAGUGUACAAAAAUUCGUGUGCGACGAAACGAUUGUGGUAGACCUGGACCGAAACAGCAUCAUAUUUGGACAGCGCACCGCGGAGUUGCCCCAGGUGCCGGGGAAGAAAUGGCUGAAACUCAACCACAGCCUCCAGGACAUUGCCGGACAUUUAUUUUGGAGGGGUAGGGGUCUCGAGACGGAAUACGACCUGUUAGUUCGAAAGAAGAUCGACCACAGCGAAUUUAAGGAAAUUGCGGAGCGAAAGGGAGAGCACUUCUGGAAGGAAAAACUCGCGACGCUGGACCAGGCGUUCAAUCUGCAGUAUACACCGGAUUCGGAGCAUGUAUCGAACGACACUACGGACGACGGCGAUGGUGAGGAACAAAACAUUUGGGAUCGAUUGCAAGAGGCAUUUUUGCGGUUUUUUGUCGCCGUGUUCAAGGACUAUCGGAAAUUCAUUCAUGUACCCGACAAGUCCAAGCUGGAAUCGCAGUCUACGGGCCCGGGGGACUGGCUGAAUUGGGGACAAAACCACAAAUUCGACAGGGAUGGUUUUAUCGCUUCUCAGAAUUCCGAUUACUACUAUUACCUUUCAGAGCUCUGUUCUACGCAACAGUUUGACGAUUUCAUUACAAAACGAUUGUACAGCCCGGAACUUCCGGACAUAAUUUUCUUUGACCAAAGCAUCGAUGCAAAACUGAACCGCAGCCGGCUGAAACUAAAAAAGGUCCACACCCCGUUUCUCCAGAGUGCGAAAACACACAAGCAGCUCGAAACAUUUGUUGCCGUUGAGCCAAACACGUCCAAUCUUCGCAUGGAGGCUCCUUUUAUGUAUGAUACCUGGCCGGACACGUUCGAUGCUUCCUUAUUUUGCCAUCCCCGUCCCAUCCCAGGUAUGAUCACGGCAGAAUUCGAUCGCCAGGCGUCACUGGUGAAACGCUUGCAACUGAACUGUUCUCCGACGUUUGACAAAGAUUCCGAUCUCGUCGACCUCUACGGGAGCGACUAUGACUACACACCUGAGGGAAUGUCUUUUACCGUGUUUUUCUUUGUAUAUUCUGCGGUUAUUGGACGCGAGUGGCAGCAGUAUCAAUUGAAGAGGAGGGAACUCGAAAACACGGUACUACCGCCACCGAGUGCCGAGGCAAUUCCCUUGGAAAGGGUCGCGGAAGAGUGCGAGAGUAAGGACCCAUCCUUUGAGGUUCAAGAAGGGGAGAAAGCUGUUUCUGCCUCCCAACCAGAUUAUUUAUCGGACUUGACUAUGGGCGUGUGUGGCGGCGUCGUGUGCCCUGGCGGGGAGCGCGCAGCCGGGGAUGCGAUGGCGUACAUCUCGGACAAGAACCCAUGCCCGGAUUUCACCUCGGAUGCGCAGGCUGCGUACGACACCCUGUCAAAUUAUGUCUCGUCGCUCGAUCCGACCGAUGGCUGCCGAAACAGCAGCCUCUUGGACAACGACGAUGCUUUUGCAGAAUACGAGGAAGCAAGGGAGGUUUCUGUAGCCCAGCUCGACCUGGCGUUCGAUGCGCUUGAAAUGAUGGAGACGCGUGGGCUGAAUACCGAUCCAGAUGUGUUCAAGUCGCUGAUGGAGGCAUGCGGAAGAUGCGGGAAUACCAAGAGGGCUCUCGCAUUGAUCGAGAUCAUGAAGCGUGACGGCCUCGUUGCCGACAACGACGUUCUCAUCUUCUUCAUGGCGUCGUUUGCUCAUUGUAGACCGUACGAAGAAGCAAGCGCAUUUGCACCAACCGAAAGUAAGAUGAAAGCAGGGCGCCGGGGUUCUGACGCAUAUUCCCAAUUCCUGAAAAAGAAAAUGAUGGUAAUGAGAGGAGAUUCCGAAGGAAAUAUCUAUAACAUGCCCAUUCCAUCGGACGAAGAUAGUAGCUUGAGCGAUGGCUUAUCAGACAGCGGCUCGGAAGUAUCGACAGAGCCUGUGGCGUCAUCUGUAUUCCAAAUGUUUGCGCCGCACCUGAAAAAAGCAAAAACAAAGAAAAAAAGACGGAGACGAAAGAAAAAGCAACUGAAAAAUAUACCCGAAAAUUUGUCGGAUCGAAUAAAGAAGCAGCUCGAACUGGGAGAGAGUCUCUUGGAAUUUCUCUACCCUGAUAUCUCCAUUGACACCUUUGGCGAUGCGUGUCCCAUGUGUUCGAACGUUAUGAACGAAGAGAACAUUGUGUCCGGCUGGCAGCAGUGCAAUUUUCAGGACUUUACAACGUCUUGUCCCCAGUGCAGCCACCGAUUCGUGCCACGAUUUAAGAUUUCCUGUUCAUCUCCUGACUUUGAGGGCUCGCAGGGACCAGGGACACCUCUUUAUUGCGAAUUUCUCUCUCCCUGGGUGUUGAGAAAGGAACUUGGCCAUAUUCUUGGUGGCACGAACAGUAUCGAUCAAAUAUUGGAUCCCGCUUGGCGAAGUGGCAGGGACAUACGAGCGACCAUCUGGUGGAACCUGAUCGCGAUGUUCAAGCGAUACCAGCUGCCUUUUUCAUUUUUGCUACAGGGAAGUUUUCGAAACCGUCUUAUCAAUCCGGUCCCACAGGAUUGAGUGUGCAUUCGUCAAGGUUGUGUGUAGAGAUGUACAGUACCAGAGGAGGAGAUUAUCCUGGGCUCGGUGCAAAAUGUUCAAUGGCAAUAGAACAAAGGGUGGUGUGAAAGACAUGAGGAUAACAGUAUUGAAUGGUUUGUUAUAAAUUUUUUAUGAUUGU
This is a messenger RNA of Pseudo-nitzschia multistriata, 5011 nucleotides long. Lineage: Eukaryota; Bacillariophyta; Bacillariophyceae; Bacillariales; Bacillariaceae. The record is from the annotation of a GenBank genome assembly.